Messenger RNA from Drosophila persimilis, 1755 nucleotides. RefSeq lists its product as uncharacterized. Bases 1 to 1755 code for a protein of 584 amino acids. NCBI's taxonomy places the organism in Eukaryota, Metazoa, Arthropoda, Insecta, Diptera, Drosophilidae. The record is from RefSeq and is a predicted model, not a curated record. The transcript is spliced from 2 exons.
AUGUCUUCGACAUAUACGCGUCUUUUUCGAGUGCUUUUCGUGAUCAUUCUGCUGAAGCUGAUCUUCCUGGUGGUCCUCUACUGGCGCAGCUAUGAGGGUGUCUCCAAGCUAACGGCAGGACUAUCCCAGUCCCAGUCACAGUCCCGCCGUAUGGUCGACAUCUUCGACCAGCUGCUGGUGGAUCGAAGGGAGAUGCCCAGCAUGGAGCAGCGUCUGCGCUGGAUACGCCAGGAGAUGCCCUCUUUCCCCCUGGAGGAGCUCCUGCAGCGACAGAGGCGACCAGCAGGCCGCGUAGAUUGUGGCCCGGCGCCGGAUCUGAUGAACAUCGAUUUCCACAACACCUACUGGCAGCGGGCACAGGCCGAGAAUCUCACGUACUACAUCUACGGGGCCUACUACGACGACCGUGAGGCGGUGCCCGAGGCUCCACUCGUCCGCCUGCUGACGAUGAUCAACCAGCACGACGACAAAAGCUUCAAGUACCCCGCGACCUACUGCCAGUUCUGGAUGGAGGACCGGGACAGGCCGGUGAUUGUGCCCGUCACAGAACACAAGGUGAUGUGGCCCUUUGGCCAUGCGCCGCGCCGCUACUAUCCCACCUUCAUGGGCUGCCGUCUGCCCGAGGGCAGGCAUCGCUGGGAGGUGCCACAGAUGGUGUCCCUGGUGGCCGAUCACUGCGAUCGGGCCAGGAACCUGCUGCGCGUGGUCUAUGAGGUGGACGCGGUGGAGCAGCUACCCGCAUCCGAAUCACAGCCUGGAAACGGAUCUAAAGUAUCAACUCCCACUGGGCGGGAGGAGGACAUCGAGGAGCCCCCACUUCGCUUUGCGGUGUGCGUCAAGGCCAUGGACUUUCCCUACGAAGACAAGUCCUGGCGGCUGAUUGAGUGGCUGGAGUUGAUGCGCUCCCUGGGUGUCCACAAAGUGGUUCUCUACGAUGCCCAGAUGCACCCAAAUAUGACGCGUGUGGUGCGUGACUACGUGAAGAACAGCCCGGGAUUCGUUGAGCUGCGGCCCAUGUCCCUCGGCCGCGGGGAACCACAUGCUCCGCCCCACUUCCAUCACUACGCCAUGGAGGCGGACGGCUUCAAUCGCAUCCUCAACGAAAUGAUACCCUACAACGACUGCUUCUACCGGAACAUGUACAAGUACGACUACAUAGGUGUCUUUGACAUCGAUGAGGUGAUCAUGCCCCUGGGGAACAGGACCACCUGGCCGGAGCUCAUCGAGAUCUCGCGUGCCGCCCCGGACUACGGGAACACCACGCCGGCGAGCUGCAAGGAGUGGGUGAGCUUCUGCUAUCGGAAUGUCUACUAUCCGCGGUAUCCCGAGCGGCCCAAGGUAUACCGUAACCUCUCGAGCUCCUUCUACAUGCUGCAGCAUGUGGAGCGGGUGCGGGAGCACUGCAAUCGCGCGGCGGCCACCAAGUGCCUGCACGACACGCGCUUUGCGGUAGGGCUGCAUAACCACUUUGCCUUUUACCACACGGAGGCCGCCAGCUGUGCAGCCAAGUCGGUGCCCAUAGAGUUUGCCCAGAUGCAGCACUACCGCGAGCCGGACACCAAGACCCUGCUGAUCGAUCCUAUCAUAGAUGCCAGCAUCUGGCGCUUCCAGCCGCAGCUGCAGGCUCAAAUCGAGGAGCGGUACCGAAGGCUCGGCUUCCUGCCCGACGAGCGGCAAUUGGCCGAAACUCUGGAGCGGCGACGCCUCGAGGACGAGUUGAUUCUUCGGGAGGCCGUGGGACAGAAUCCGGAAUGA